UCUUUACCAGCCGACUAAGCAAGCUUCUCAAGAGGCCAUUCGACGAAAAUUUCCCCAAGACACAGAGAGAGAAAGAGAGAGAGAGAGACAGUAGUGUAGUCGGAGUGACAUGUCAUCGUCGUUCGCCGCCAGCUCUUCCGCCGUGACUCCGCCGUUCGACGACGACGACGACGGCGGCUACGAGCGGUUCGAUUCCUCCAACUUCGCCGACGGCGAGUCGGCGGAGGAACCGUCCAACUUCUCCUCCUACGUCGCCGCGGCAGAUGAUGACGUGUUCUCACCGGAACUGAAUGGAAAUAGUGGCUAUGUGGCGUCGGACGGCCCGAUUCUUCCGCCGCCGGCGGAUAUGGAGCCGGAGGAAGGGUUGGCACUGAGGGAGUGGCGCAGAUUGAAUGUGAUUCGAUUGGAAGAGAAGGAAAAGAGGGAGAAAGAAAUGUUGAGAGAAAUAAUCAGGGAAGCUGAUGAGUACAAAGUCGAGUUCUACAGGAGGCAGAAGCUUACAUGUGAGAACAACAAAGCUUCCAACAGGGAAAAGGAGAAGCUAUUUGUGGAAAGACAAGAGAAGUUCCAUGCAGAAGCUAACAAGACUUGCUGGAAAGCAAUUGCAGAACUCAUCCCAAAUGAAGUGCCAACUAUAGAGAAGAAGGGGAAGAAGGAGAAAGAAAAGCAGCCAUCCAUUGUUGUGAUCCAGGGCCCCAAGCCUGGUAAACCAACCGAUCUUUCAAGGAUGCGUCAUAUACUUGUGAAGCUUAAACACAAUCCACCAUCCCACAUGAAGCCUACACCGCCACUGUUGUCAGAAACCAAGACAGAUGCCAAAACUGGCACUUCACCUCCGGUUGCCGCCUCUCCUUCUAAGCAGGCCUCUGUUCCUGUUCCCGAGGCUUGAGAGUGUAAGUGGUGGCAUGCUACAUUUGAUUCUGUUUGUAAAAAGAAGUUAGCAUAAGCAGAGAUGUUGAGUUUUGUAUUAUAGUGGACCUUGAAUGUGUGGAAGUUUUAGAGAUUUAGGGGCAUUUCUGUAUGUACAAAAGGCAGUCUGUGGCUUGUUUUGAUUUUGUUGGAUUUAUGUCUACUCCAUUGUAAUUUUAAUGUUCUGCUGUUCUUCAUCCCCUUUUCCUUCUACAAUGUUUCUGUCUUGUUGUUUU
Camellia sinensis is the source of this 1145-nucleotide messenger RNA. RefSeq names its product clathrin light chain 2-like. Gene Ontology annotation, biological process: clathrin-dependent endocytosis; intracellular protein transport. NCBI's taxonomy places the organism in Eukaryota, Viridiplantae, Streptophyta, Magnoliopsida, Ericales, Theaceae. Gene Ontology annotation, molecular function: structural molecule activity; clathrin heavy chain binding. The record is from RefSeq and is a predicted model, not a curated record. Gene Ontology annotation, cellular component: plasma membrane; clathrin coat of coated pit; clathrin coat of trans-Golgi network vesicle.